Anoplopoma fimbria (sablefish) is the source of this 5703-nucleotide messenger RNA. RefSeq names its product DNA replication helicase/nuclease 2 (gene dna2). The transcript is spliced from 25 exons. Lineage: Eukaryota; Metazoa; Chordata; Actinopteri; Perciformes; Anoplopomatidae. Gene Ontology annotation, biological process: replication fork reversal. Bases 269 to 4441 code for a protein of 1390 amino acids. The record is from RefSeq and is a predicted model, not a curated record. Gene Ontology annotation, cellular component: cytoplasm. Gene Ontology annotation, molecular function: single-stranded DNA helicase activity; 5'-flap endonuclease activity.
UUGCGCGAAGCUAAACUUUGGCGCCAAAUCUUUAAAACACUGGAGGAGACAGCAGAAAGACAACCAGAAACAUGGCUUUAAACAUUGAAGAAGUCCGGUGAUUUUCACAGAUAAUUAACGUUAGAUAGCGGUAUCAGGGAACAACAGUCUCCUCGUAGUGGAGAUGUAGAGUCGUUUAAAACCAAACAAAAACAGACCUCUGGUAGACACGCUGGCCGUAGGGAAGAGGGAGCUCAUAAACACACCUGUGGUGGUUUACUCUGUCACCAUGAACAGGACCAAACUGAAGAAAACAAAGGCACCGGACCUGUCCGGGCAGAAGAACAUCUCGUCCUUCUUUUCCUCUCAAAACCACCAGAAGGCCUUGUCGGCUUCUACAAAAUUCACUGUCCCUGCACUUGCCAGGAUUGAACCUCUGAUCAAAGAUGGUGAAACCUUCACAUUCAGACCCCAUUCCCCCUUAAAGAGGAGUAUCCUCGGGGACCUUGAAAACCUCCUGCCCACUUCGCCUGAUCUUCUCUUCGUGCCUGAGACCCCCAGCAGUCAGAUCAGACCUUCUUGCCAUUCUUCUUCCAGACAUCCAGGUCAACUGAGCCCCAAGCCAAGCAGAGAGGUGGAGAGCCUGGAGAUGCACCUGUCCCCCAUCUGUCGUAGUCCCCGCUCCAAAGGGCAGAGUGCACGGAGAGUUAUGAAUGAGGAGGGAGGAAAAACCAAGUGGCAAGAGGGAUGUUCUAGCUCCGUAAAAAGAAUCAUUAGCCCUCCUCAAGAGUCUCACAACGCCAAGAGACCAAGAAAUGUCAAUAUACAGGCACAAAGAUCUGCACUCAGCACCACAGGUAGCAACCUGAAUGUAAGCUUGAAGACACCUCAUUUUUCAUGUGAUCAGUCAGAGGGUCCGUCUGAGAGGUCAGAGGGUCACAGCAGAGGUACUGAAGUGGUCUUCAAUGACAACAAAAACUCUCUUGGGGAACAGAGAAAACAUCAGAAUGAGAUAAAUGAAUAUGAGAAAGAUUCUGGUUUUACUGUGAUAACAGGGCAAAAAGCAACUGAGGUGAAGGACACUCACGGUCUUACUGCUCACAUUCACAAACUUAGUGCUCAAACUAUCAUACCUGCACCACAGAGAAGUGCAAAGGGGGGAGAUAUUGACUUUAACAAGGCCGCAGCUACAGUAACAGCAAUGACCUCAUCAAAUGAAGACAGAGACAAUGUGACGUCGGAUCAGGACCCAGCUGGAGAAAAAACAGGAAUUAUGUCAUCGUGUCCUGUGGAGGAGAUGUUGGACGAGAGCUGGUUUGCAGAGCAGAUGGAUCAUAAUGAAGGUCCUGUCAAAGAUGAUAAACCAAAGAAACCCCGUAAGGUGCCAGACCAUGUGAUCCUUUCUGGAGGCCUGAACAACCGCUACUGGGUUUUAAAUGUGGAGGAGAGGCCGGGCCUCAAAACACUGACCAUCUCAUGCUCCAAGUCUCUACAUCCAACUGAAACGUGUCUGUUGAAAGAUGGAUGGGAGAUGACGCCUGUUUGUUGUGGUGAUGUGGUGCAUCUAGAGAACUGCUCUAAUGGUGGAUCCUGGGUAGUGGACAGGGAGCGAGGCUUCCUGGUUUUACUACCUGAUAGUCUUAUCUCAGGUACCAGCAUCUCUAACUCCAUCCGCUGCAUGAGGCGCGCAGUGCUCUCAGAUAUGUUCAAGAGUUUUGAUGGUGGCUCGAAGCAAAUGUUGAACGGCACCAUGGUCCAUGAAGUCUUCCAGAGAGCAGCUACAGCUAAAGAUUUUUCAUUGGAGACAAUGUCUAAGAUGGCUGACCAAGCCCUGUGCCGUCCUCGGUACCUGGGAGACAUGUACAGUUUGGGUGUAAGCCAGGAAGAGAUGAAGCAGGAACUGCAGGAUUAUCUGCCUUCAUUGGAACAUUGGGCAAAGGAAUACCUGAGCUUCUCAACACCAAAAACCAUCAAUCUAAAAACCAACAGCAGAGCUCCGAGCAGAGGUCAGGACUCGGCAACUGUUGUCACGGUAGCAGAGCUGACCGAUAUAGAAGAGAACGUGUGGUCACCCAGAUUUGGUCUGAAAGGGAAAAUCGAUGUAACAGCGCGGGUUCGUAUUCAAAAACCACGAAGCGGUAGUCACAGAACGUCUGAGGAGAGGACUGUACCCCUGGAGCUAAAAACUGGAAAGGAGUCAAACUCGAUAGAACAUCGCAGUCAGGUGAUUCUUUACACCCUGAUGAGCUUGGAGAGAUACAAUUCUGAAGCUGGCUUAUUGCUUUACCUCAAGACUGGCAACAUGCACCCUGUAGUGGCCAGCCACAUGGACCGCAGAGAGCUGCUGAAGCUGAGGAACACCUUGGUUCAUCACAUUCACAACUGCGUGGAGAAAGAGGCCAAGAGGAGCCGUUUGUCUAAACUUCCUGACAUCCUGACGGACAGACAAACCUGCCAGUAUUGUCCUCAGAAGAGAAACUGUGCUUUAUAUGAACGGGCACUCGAUAGCAGCUCUACAGAUGUCUACGAGGAUGUUGUGCAGGACUUUCUACAGCAGGAGACAGGUCACCUGAUCCCACAACAUCUAAGCUAUUUUUCUCAUUGGCUGCUGCUCUGCAGCCUUGAGGCUACCAACAUGGAGGCCAAGAAUGGCCGAAAGCGUGUGUGGCUUCAAACGGCUGAGGAGAGUGAGAAGAAUGGGAGCUGUGUGGGAAACGUGCAGCUCAGUGGCCCAGUAACCGUGCAGUCUGAAGGGGUUUUCCUCCAUCGUUUCCAGCGAAGCAGCAAGGUGCCACAGGAAGGUUUGGCCAGCAGCGGUUUGGCCAGCGGGGAACGCAUAGUUGUUAGCGACCAGGAAGGUCGACUGGUUGGUUUGGCAACAGGAUACCUGUGUGAGGUCAGCAGGACAUCGAUCAGCUGCACUCUGGACAGAGACCUGUCCAAGUUCAGUGACGUGUUGUUUCGAUUGGACGGUGAUGAAGGUGUGGUGGGCCUCAGCACUCACCUCACCAAUCUCUCCAGACUGAUGGAAAACUGUCAGGAGAGUGACCGUCUGCGGGAGCUGGUUGUUGACCUUCGUCCUCCAGAGUUUAUUUACAACCUCAGUUCUGUUCUGCCAAGAGAGGCCAAGGACACCGUGGCCAAUAUCCUCAAAGGUCUCAACAAACCCCAGAAGCAGGCCAUGAAGAAGGUGUUGUUAUCUAAAGACUACACACUGAUUGUUGGCAUGCCAGGCACGGGAAAAACCACAACCAUCUGCACCCUGGUUCGCAUCCUUCAUGCAUGUGGGUUCAGUGUGUUGCUGACCAGCUACACCCACUCUGCUGUUGACAACAUCCUUCUGAAGCUAAAGCGCUUCCGGGUUGGGUUUCUGCGUCUUGGGCAGGGGCAGAAGGUUCAUCCAGACAUCCUGCCUUACACAGAGGACAGUGCGAGAAAGACGGGAGUUCACACUCUGUCAGAGUUGGAGCAGCUUUAUAACAAGGAGCUGGUAGUGGCAACCACCUGUAUGGGCACCAAGCAUCCCAUUUUCACACGUCGCCGGUUUGAUUUCUGCAUCAUAGACGAAGCUUCACAGAUCAGCCAGCCUAUCUGUCUGGGACCCCUGUUCUAUGCCAAGAGAUUUGUCCUGGUGGGGGAUCACCAACAGCUGCCACCAAUAGUACAAAAUCAGGAGGCAAGGUCACUUGGGAUGGACGAAAGUCUUUUUAAACGACUAGAGCUCCAUAGUGAAGCAGUGGUCCAACUCAACGUACAGUACCGGAUGAAUAGGCAGAUAAUGUCUCUCAGUAACUCCCUGAUGUAUGAGGGCCGGCUGGAGUGUGGAUCAGAGAGGACGGCCACGGGCCUGCUCACCCUGCCCUUCCUGCUCUCUGUCCAGUCGGAGCUUAGUUCCUACUCCAAGUCUCAUCCACAGCACGACCUAUCCUGGAUUAAUGCCACAUUGUUGCCUAGCAGCCCUGUUUGUCUCCUAGAUUGCUCCAUGGUGCCAGCACUGGAGUCUGUGGAGCAGGGAGGCGUUAGCAAUCACACCGAGGCUGCUCUCAUACACAAGUUGCUUUCACUGCUAAUAAAGGCAGGGUGUAAGCCCAGUGAUAUAGGUGUUAUCGCCCCCUACAGGCAGCAGUUAAAGAGUAUCUCUGCUCUGCUGCAGUCCACUGCUUUCACCGGUGUGGAGGUGAAUACAGUGGACAGAUACCAAGGACGGGACAAAAGUCUGAUCGUUUUUUCUUUUGUCCGGAGCAGUGCAGAGGAAGGAAACUUAGGAGAGCUGUUGAAGGACUGGCGUCGCCUGAAUGUAGCCAUUACCAGGGCUAAACACAAGCUGCUGAUGGUGGGGUCGGUCACAACGCUACGACGCUACGCACCUGUGGAGAAACUACUCAACCAUCUGCAGCAAGGGAACAUGAUUAUCCAGCUCCCCCCAGCUGCCCACAAGGCCUUACCAAGCAUGUCCCUGUGAUAGAAGUCUAUGGAGCCAUGGUGGGGUUUCAGGUCACCUGUCGGCCAGUAGCUGUGGUUCACCUCAUCAGGGCAGAGAUCUUAUGCAAAUCUGCCAACUGCACUGAAUGAUCUGAAGGGGUGUGUUCAAAAGUAAUUGCUGUCCUGUCCAUCUUUGAAAAAAUAAUAUUGCUUAAAGUAUCUCAGUGGCAUUUGCAGCCUACAGUCAUUGCCUGUCACCUAAUGUUACAGCCCCACCUCUCAUUAUUUUGUGUCCCUCCUAACAAGGAUCUGAUGGUCUGUAGAUGGAGAUACAGAUUACACUAUUCACCACCAUAGAAAUGACACCUAAAGAACCUGAGGGCUUUUAAGGGGAUACUGUCUCUGAUCUGUACCACACUAGUUAAAUGUGUUCAUAAUAGACUGAUUUUACAUUGCCACAUAUUUUUUUAAUAUUUGUAAUGUGAAUAUGUAGACCAAACCUCUUAUAGUUCAUGUCACUCAGCUACAACAGUCGAAUAAGCUCAGGAAGGUCUACCAGUCAGCUGAAACAGUCUUAAAGAUGAAACCUUUAGACUUUAAGCUGAAUAGUGAAGCUACAUCACACUUUUACAAUAAAUAUACCUUUUUAUUUAGUUUUAAAGGACCAAAUCAAUAUAUUUUGUUUCAGCUCAAACCUCAAGUCCAUUUAUAGAAGAUGAGUUGAUUGCUGUAGUUUGUAAUUUGUUGUUUACUGGCUCAACUGUACAUUACUGGACUUCAUACAUACUUGAAAUAUAUAGGUUGAUGCAAUAUAGAAGUAUUGCAUCAACAGUACUCUGAUUUAAUCUGUGAAUGGACCACACUGAACUACAACAGUACAGCACUGAACUUCAAACUGGUAUAUAAAUAAUUAGUUUCUCUUUAAUAAUCAGUUAACAACAUUAUAUUGUUGGUAACAGAAAAGCAAAACCAAGUUUUUGUUUGUCACUUCCUGUUGCGUACAACAGAAUCCGAGCAUACCUAAAGCUGUACGGAAAUAGAAUGAUUAUAAAGGAAGCUGCCUGGUAUCAUGGUAACCAUUUAAAACUCAAGGAAUAUCUGGGAAACAACAAUUUAGGAGGAUAUAUUCUGCUAUUGUUAUUUAAUGCUAAUGAUCUGUGAUAAUUUAACUGGUGAUUAAGUUUUUAAUUACUAGAGCACGUUGUAAAACCGACACAACCUCUGAUUUUACAUGUUUUGGGUCUGUAUUUUGUUAAUACUGUGAUUUUUGCUUUUACGUUCUGAGAAUAAAUAAAACAAAUA